Messenger RNA from Rhipicephalus sanguineus (brown dog tick), 908 nucleotides. Its product is annotated as acetylgalactosaminyl-O-glycosyl-glycoprotein beta-1,3-N-acetylglucosaminyltransferase-like. NCBI's taxonomy places the organism in Eukaryota, Metazoa, Arthropoda, Arachnida, Ixodida, Ixodidae. The transcript has 2 exons. Gene Ontology annotation, molecular function: hexosyltransferase activity. Bases 39 to 908 code for a protein of 289 amino acids. The record is from RefSeq and is a predicted model, not a curated record. Gene Ontology annotation, cellular component: membrane.
UACCUACGUCUUUAUGGCGCCCGCGCCUUCGCAGCCUCAUGGUGAUGGUGUCACGGCAGAGCCGCUCACCGACGACGCUGAUCGUGUUCAGUUUUGUGUCCAUGGCGUUACUGGGACUGCUACUGCACCACUUAACGGGCACGGUGUUGCGCCAGCACUUUCCGGCUCAGCUGUGCCAGGGAAAGGGCGCAGCCUCAGGUGCCACCACCGUGGUAGUAGCCGUCCGCACCAAGCCGAACAACCACGUGCUCCGGCAGGCUAUCCGAGAUUCCAUGGGCCACUCGGCUAUCCGCUCGGCACUGCCCUGGAAGGUCGUCUUCUACACCGGCUACACCGUCGACAUCGUCAAAUCACGCUCGCUUCGUCGCGAGGUGCUCAGAGGGGACCUGAUCAUCGCUCCGUUCGAGGCCUCCUCCGAGAACACCGUCAAGAUCUUCAUCGAGACCCUGCGCUGGAUCAGCCAGCAGUGCGAGCCGGGCCUGCGCCACCUGGUACACACCAACGACACCACCAUGGUUGACUUCCUCGCCGCGUACGAGUACAUGGACAGCCUGAAGGAUGCCAGUGACCGCCACUUCCACUGUGCUAUUGUGCAGCUGCUUCCCGUCGACAGGUAUCCGAACAGCUCGAACUACGUGCCGGAAGAGCUCUUCCGCGACAGCAUGUGGCCCACCCACUGCGAAGGGGACGCCUUCAUUGUGCACGCCCAGCACCUGAAGGCGCUCGUGCUUUCCUCCGAGGCCAUCCCGCAGUAUCCGCUGUUGGGACCUUACGUCACGGGACACCUUCCGGUCCUGGCCCGACUCGGACACAGGAACAUCGCGAACUUGGUCAGUGCUAUCCUCAUCGCUUUCUUGUCUUUCACGUCGUGCCGACGUCGCGGACACGAUAAGAAAUUCUGCGGUUAA